This is a messenger RNA of Acipenser ruthenus (sterlet), 2753 nucleotides long. Its product is annotated as rho-related GTP-binding protein RhoE. Gene Ontology annotation, biological process: small GTPase-mediated signal transduction. Bases 162 to 893 code for a protein of 243 amino acids. The transcript is spliced from 5 exons. NCBI's taxonomy places the organism in Eukaryota, Metazoa, Chordata, Actinopteri, Acipenseriformes, Acipenseridae. The record is from RefSeq and is a predicted model, not a curated record. Gene Ontology annotation, molecular function: GTP binding; GTPase activity.
CCUAAUGUAGUACAGAAGGGAAAUGCAUGUGGUAUGUUAAUGGGAAACUACUUCAGAUAGAAUUAGGAACACUUGCCUUGGUUCAUCGUCUAGGAGAUUUCAAACUGUUUUCGUAUCACAAUAGUUUGCUGGUUUCAAGGACGAUUUAGAAAAUAAAACCAAUGAAGGAAAGAAGACAAAGCCAGAAACUAUUUAAUACAUCCGGGAUGGAUCCUAACCAGAGUGUAAAGUGUAAAAUAGUAGUGGUGGGAGAUAGCCAGUGUGGAAAAACUGCUUUACUUCACGUGUUUGCUAAGGACUGCUUUCCUGAGAACUACGUCCCUACAGUGUUUGAGAAUUACACAGCCAGUUUUGAAAUCGACACUCAGAGAAUCGAACUGAGUCUCUGGGACACUUCAGGGUCUCCUUACUAUGACAACGUGCGGCCUCUCUCCUACCCAGACUCUGAUGCUGUUCUCAUUUGCUUUGAUAUAAGCAGGCCCGAAACCCUUGACAGUGUCUUAAAGAAGUGGAAAGGUGAGAUCCAAGAGUUUUGUCCUAAUACAAAAAUGUUACUAGUGGGAUGCAAGUCUGAUCUCCGCACCGCUCUCAGCACGCUAGUAGAGCUGUCCAAUCACAGACAAACGCCAGUAUCGUACGAUCAGGGUUCCAACAUGGCCAAGCAGAUUGGAGCACCAUACAUAGAGUGUUCAUCUUUGCAGUCGGAGAACAGCGUAAGGGACAUUUUUCAUGUGGCCACCCUAGCAUGUGUAAACAAAACGAACAAAAAUGUCAAACGCAACAAGUCAACAAGGGCAACCAAGAGAAUUUCACACAUGCCUAGCAGACCAGAUCUUUCCGCAGUCACCUCAGAAUUGAGGAAGGACAAAGCAAAGAGCUGCACAGUAAUGUGAGGCAUCUGAACUGGAGGGACGGAAUGCCAAUACUUUUAUGGACAAGAAAGGCGGCUGGUGAAGAUUCAAUGAGGUGCACUGCCCCACAGAUGUGAAACAAGGGCUCUGUCAGCACUUUAAAAAAUAUUCUUCACCCUCGGUUUUUAUAUGCUUAACAACCAGAGCAGAGAACUGGAAUUAAGGGUGUAAUUGAAGCAAAAAAAAAGCAUCUUCACGGUUUCUGAAAAAAAAGCCAAAUACAAAAAAAACCUUAAAAGGCCUCAAAACUAAAUAUAAAGUUGUAUGAACUCUAAAAAGUAGUCAUUUAUAAUCCACUCCAAAUAUAUCUGCAUUUUACUUGAGCAGUCAUAUCUGACCCAAUUUCCUCCAUCAACAGGAAAUGACCUCAUUCUUUUCUAGCUUCUGGAGGUGACAUCUUGACCGUUUGGGAGUUUAGCAGGAAAAUGUCAGUACUGCCAAUUUCUUCAGGAAGAGGUGUGGAUUGAUGUUCUCUAAGCAGCAUAGCUUCCUGAAGAAAAUGUGAAAAGCACGACCUUUUGAGGUUGCUUCAUCUCUCUCCUAAUCGGAUGAUUCCUCACCGAUCUAAAAACAUACCGUAGGCUGCUGUGCUCUUCAACAAAAUGGAUUUCAUGUGCAGGUUCCACGUCCCAAUGGUGCAGGACGCAGGGCAACAGAUGCCAAAUGGCAGAACAACACUGUGGUUUAAUCCAGUUUAAAACUGAUUUUAUUUCCCCCUUCAUUUUGUAACCAACUUCUCAUAGGGAAAUAGUUGGCUUUAUUUGUUCUGUAUGGAAAUUAAUUUUGCACCAUCACAAAAUGUCUGAAAGUACAUCCAAUUUACUAGACAAAAAAAUAAAUAAAUCUGGUUUCAUAUCGUACUGUGCUCUAACCAUAACCUGAAACAUAACCAAUAACAUCAUUUUUUUUUGUUGUAUUUUUUAAAUGUUUUAAAUCCGUACCCAGGGUACAGGGUAGUACCGUGGGUGCAUAUCUGCAGACAUACCCAAUCCCAUUGCUCAAGUCAAUCAGCAUUGCUGUCAUUUGCCUAUAUACAAAUGGGUGAUCAUUCCUAGUACAGCAGUACUAGACAGCAAGAAGUUGCCCAACUGUAGUCAAUACAUUUUCUAAAAAUGUUUUAAUGUAUGGCAUUAUAACUAUUUAUCUGAAUUCCUUCAUAAACUUCACAAGGACUAAAGCAUCCUUUGCACCUGUAGGCCUGGCAUUUUAUUUCUUAUAUAAUGGUUUCCUCGGCUAUGCAACAGUAGCAUAUCUGUAUGGCUCAGUAAUUUGACAAAACAAAUAUAUCAUUUCAGUCUUUAACUCCAUUGGUUGAAGGGCACAGCAGCCUAUGGCACGUUUUAAAAGCCAGUUGAAAAGAAAACAGGCUGAUAUUAAUAAUAUAUCACUACGUAAUUUAUGGAGGGUUUUAUUUAGGAUUAUCUGAAUAGGAAGCAUAGACCAGGUACUGAAUACAAAACAACCCCACAAUAUUCAACAUGUAACAAUUAUCAUAGUUGCACUUUGUUUUGUUUUGCAAGAAGAUAAUAACAAUAUCGUUCCUGUAUUUAAUACUCCACAUGACUGGAGGAUGUUUAAUUAUAAACUAUGCUUUCAGAUUGGUGCAUCAGUAUCCUUAAGGGCAGUAUUAUAAACUAGCUGGCAAGUGCUUUCUGUAUUUAAAUGUAAAGAAAAAAAAUUAAGUUAUAAAAAAAAAGAAAAAAAAAAGAUUUAACCAUUGAGCAUCAUCACUUUUUUGAAUGUUGAAGUCCAUUUGUAAGUCUGUUUUUGUUGGUGUUUCCGCAGUAUUUAUUGAAGUAUAAUAUUUUUUCCCUUGAAGUAAAUAAAUACAAAAAAAUGUUA